Molecule: messenger RNA, 1551 nt
Organism: Colletotrichum godetiae
Lineage: Eukaryota; Fungi; Ascomycota; Sordariomycetes; Glomerellales; Glomerellaceae
Product: general substrate transporter
Exons: 2
Coding region: 1-1551 (516 amino acids)
Biological process (GO): carbohydrate transport; transmembrane transport
Cellular component (GO): membrane
Molecular function (GO): carbohydrate:proton symporter activity
Source: RefSeq, a predicted model, not a curated record
AUGGGUUCUAAAAAGUACUUUGGCUUGACGGGCAACGCCCUCAACAAUCUGAGAAUCGCCCUCAUCAUCGCGCCCAGUUUCAUUCUCUAUGGUUAUAACAUUGGCGUUGUCGGCGGCCUGUUAACGGAGGAAGAUUGGGUCAAAACCUUCCCCGAGAUCGACACCGUCAAUACAUUUGGGGCCGAGAAAUCGGCCAACUCUACGCUCCAAGGAUUCAUCGUCGCCACGUUCACAAUCGGCGCAACCAUCGGCUCACUAUCCUGUUCAUGGACCGGCGAUGUCUAUGGUCGCCGCAACAUUAUCUUCGUAUCUGCCAUCAUGACACUCAUCGGCGAAAUUCUCAUGGCAUCUGCCUUCGGUCUCCCUCAAUUCGUCGUUGGCCGUGUUCUCACCGGCCUUGGCAUCGGACAGCUUAGCUCCAUCGUCCCGGUCUGGCAGUCUGAGACUUCCGCUGCUGCUAAUCGCGGCCGACAAGUGGUCAUUUCUGGCGUGUUCAUGUGUGUAGGCUAUAUGCUCGAAUCCUGGAUCGAUCUCGGCUUCUUCCAAUUCCACUCUGGUCCGAUCACGUGGCGUCCGCCUCUGGCAAUCGCCGUGUUCUUCUCCAUCGUCCUGAUGGCCUCGAUUUACUUCUUCCCGGAAUCACCUCGAUGGCUUGUCAUGAAGGGGAAGUCAGAGCAAGCUCGUGCCGUGAUUUCCGUGCUGAAGUCGCUCCCGGCGGAUUCGAUGGAGGUUCAGGCUGAGCUGUGUGGAAUCGAGUAUUCCCUCGAAGAAACCAAGGGCACACAGGUCUCCUUAAAGGAUGUCCUGAAGAUGGGCGAAGAUAAGCUUUUGUAUCGCUUCUGCCUCUGCAUGUCGCUUCAAUUCUUCCAACAGAUGGCUGGUUCCAAUCUUGUUAGCGUGUACGCGCCCAUUCUUUUCCAACAAGGUCUCGGUCUCUCUAGCCAAUAUUCUCGCAUUCUCAGCGGCGGAACUCUGACCUGGAAAUUUCUGGCCUCCUUCAUCGCCUUCUUCACGAUCGACCGGUUCGGACGCCGCGCAGCAUUCAUCGUCAGCGGCACCGGAAUGUCUCUUUGCAUGAUUGCACUCGCUGUCGCAACAUCAUUCGGCACCAGCAACUACCCUGCUCAAAUCGCAGCCGCCUUCUUCAUAUUCCUCUACAACACGUGGAUCCCAAUUGGUCUCAUGGGCGCAAACUACCUCUACUGCACAGAGGUCGCACCACUGCGUCUUCGCAUGGCAAUGAGCUCCAUCUCGACGGCGAACCAUUGGCUUUUCAACUUUCUCGUCAUCAUGGUCACGCCCGUAGCUCUAAACACCAUUGGAUGGCGCUACUACAUUGUCUACGCCGUGAUCGCAGCUGCGAUGCCGGUGACGGUCUACUUCUUCUUCCCUGAGACGACAGGGCGUAAUCUAGAAGAGAUUGACUUGUUGUUCCGCGAGUCGCCGUCCAUGAUGGCCACAGUCAAGUAUGCCAAGACAAGACCAAUUGCCAUGCCGCAGGAGUUCAACUCUGAGAAAGGCGAGAAGGCGGACCACUUGGAGGGAGCUUGA